AUGUCCCUUACGCCAUCUGGAGUUCAACUUAUAGUCGAAAGACAUAGGCAAGACCUACAGUCUUCGUCCUUUUCAAGUGCAUCUGAUCCUCAUCUACAGGCAAUUACCCUUCGAAGAAUACAGAAUGACCUCCCACAUCUACUACGUGCAUUGAAUGCUAACAAAGGUAGCAAACAAUACGAGUCUGCCUAUGCCCAGCUUAAUUCACUUACAGAAACCGUCGACGAGCAGUCUUAUAAGGUCCAGAAAGCUGUUGAGCAGCGAAACGCUCAGAGGCAAGUGAAGGUUCCUCAACAAUCGGAAUCAGUAGGCCAAUCCACCUCUGAUCUAGGCAAGAAUGAUAACCCUGAGGAAGACUACAUGUCGCUCAGAAAGAGACUUUUGGCGGAUGGAACUUCCACGUCAUUGGAUGAUCAGAACAAAUCUGCUGACCAAAUGAACGAAUACCAUGAAACUUUCCAGGAAGAUAUCAUGAAGGAUCUUUCAGGUCUUGCUUCUGCGCUCAAGUCUUCAGCAUCUGCCUUCUCUUCCAAGGUUACGGAGGAUACGAAGGUACUCAACGAGACAAGCGAGAACAUGAUGAAGAGUCUGUCAUUGAUGGCAACUGUUGGCUCGAAUCUCAAUGGCUACUUGAACGAAAAGAGCGGAGGAAAGAUCAGUCUUUUCUUCCUUAUAAAGAUGAUGGUUGCCAUCAUGAUCAUCUUCUUUAUAGCGUUGAUUCUUAUCAACUUCUUACCUAAAAUGUGA
Molecule: messenger RNA, 747 nt
Organism: Candidozyma haemuli
Lineage: Eukaryota; Fungi; Ascomycota; Pichiomycetes; Serinales; Metschnikowiaceae
Product: SNAP receptor
Exons: 1
Coding region: 1-747 (248 amino acids)
Biological process (GO): retrograde vesicle-mediated transport, Golgi to endoplasmic reticulum
Cellular component (GO): endoplasmic reticulum; SNARE complex
Molecular function (GO): SNAP receptor activity
Source: RefSeq, a predicted model, not a curated record